UCACAGAAAAAGUAAAGGAUGAAGUAUUUGAGAUGCCUGUCGCCAGCAGUGGUUUUGCUGCUGCUUAGUGUGACUGGACUUGACAUGGAGCAUCUCCAAGCUGAAAACCUAAAUCUCCUUUCACCAGAUGAGCAUAAAUUGGUCCUGAACCGUGGAAUGAGAGUGCUGCCCAGAGACUGCUAUGAAAUGCUGAUGGCCUCUUCAGGCCGGGCCAGAGAUGGAGUGUACCUGAUCCAACCAGGGGACUCCCCCAUUGUGGCCUACUGUGCCAUGCAGGAGGGAGGCUGGACCGUGGUGCAGCACAUUACUGUGAAUAGCAGUGUGAAUUUUGAUUGCACUUGGGCUGAAUAUAAGAAAGGCUUUGGUUUUAUCACUGGAGAUCAUUGGCUUGGGAAUGACUACCUUCAUCAGCUUACCCGUGGGCCUGCACGCUAUAAACUAGGAAUAAAACUUGUGGACCAAGAUGCCGUCACAAAGAUGGGAGAGUAUGAUCCAUUCCUGGUGGAGGAUGAAGCAUCAGCUUAUAGACUGAGACUGGGGUUGUUUGAGGGAACGACCGUAGACGCUCUGACGCUGGAUACAGAGAACUAUCUCCAUGACAACCAGAAAUUCACCACUAAAGACAGAGACAAUGAUAACUACUUCCAGAACUGUGCCAAACUGGAGUUUCAAGGGGUGCCGGGAGGAGGCUGGUGGUACGACGCCUGCGCCGGCGCCAAUCUGAAUCGCAGAAAUGUCAUCUACUGGCAAAAAGACUGCAACAAGGAGCGGCUGUGCAAGUAUGCAUGGAUGAUGGUGAGACCUUCUGACACAGUGAAACUGAUUCAGAGUGGAGACUGCAAGAAGGAUGAGCUAUAAGGACGUCAUUCCCAGGAUUUGUGCCAGAUUUGAGUUUUUGUCAUUAAACACAACAAUGGGUGAUAUCAGGGAUUUUCUUGUAGUGACUACUGGACCUUCUAUUGACCAUAUUUUAUUCAAAAAUGCAUGGACAUGAUCACAAAAUACUGAAAAGAA
Messenger RNA from Pundamilia nyererei, 1014 nucleotides. Its product is annotated as fibrinogen-like protein 1-like protein. The record is from RefSeq and is a predicted model, not a curated record. NCBI's taxonomy places the organism in Eukaryota, Metazoa, Chordata, Actinopteri, Cichliformes, Cichlidae. The coding region runs from base 19 to 858 and encodes 279 amino acids. The transcript is spliced from 2 exons.